UUGGAAUUAGGAGUCGGUCUAGCCAUCUGUUUCUUCCGCCCAGUUACAGGUGCCCAGAUUAUGAAAUCAACCGCGCAGCGCUCUGUGCCAGAUGUUACAAGGAGUUUCUCUUAAUAGCUCAGAUAUGUGAAGCAAGCCGCCACGUGGAACAAAUUGGCUUACUUCGCUAACACGUAUAGAACUUAGCAAUUUUACUGUCGAGAUCCCUUCUAUACAGCUACCUAUUUAUAUGGAUCCCUGCACGUCCCGUUUGUUCAGAAAUUCUACUUUAGUUUCUUCUCUCAGAAUUGAACGGCCAGUAGGUAUAUCAAUCACCCAAGAUAGAAAAUGACCCUAGAGCAGCCACGGAGACCUCAAUAUGACCAGGACCCUGUCAAAUACGGAGACGUGUUUGAUGUCCGAGGCAAUCUGGCCUCCGAGCCCGUUGCACCAGUAGAUGCAGCCAGUAUGCAGUCUGCUGAGAGCCAAGUACUUGGCCAGACCCAGAAAGGUGGCCCAGCUGCAGUCAUGCAAUCAGCGGCAAGCGCGAAUGUGAGAGGUGGACUUGUCGACCCUGACGAAUCGAGUGAGGCGGUUAGAGAAGAGGGUGUCACAGUAACUGAAGAAAACAUCGACGGCACUCGCCUUGUGACUGAAAGCGUUGGUGGACAGGUCGUGGGACAGUACGUUGAUCCUGCAGUACGAGCGGCUGAUCGGGGUUCCCCCACCGAUAUUACAAUUGGGGAGGCUUUGGAGGCAACUGCUUAUACUGCUGCAGGAGAAAAGCCGGUCGAUCAGAGCGAUGCUGCCGCUAUCAACGUAGCGGAGGUUAGAGCUCUUGGGAGUAACGACACGCCUUCCUCUGGAAUUGGCGCAUAUGCACAGUCAGCUGCUGAUCAUAAUGCGAGGCUUAUGCGUGGUGGAAAUAAAACCACACUCUCCGAUGUUCUUGCGGACGCGACCACCAAGUUGCCUCGGGACAAACCGGUUACACCUGAUGAUGCUGCACGUGUGACUGGAGCGGAGAUAAGGAACAAACCUGACAUGAAAACAACGCCUGGUGGGGUUGCAGCAUCCAUGGCUUCGGCGGCUAGACUUAAUCAGAACACAUAAUGUCAUAUCAAUAUAUGUGCGUGGAGUAGUAGUUUAGCACUCGAGUCUAUAUGAAUGAUUAGAAAGCUAGGAACUCUUUCCUAGCUUCGUAUAUCGUUGCUGUCUGUAAUGUACAAGCUUUGGUCGGUUAUAUCUAAACCGUCGGUUAAUUUAUUUUAUUAACUGUCAAAA
Messenger RNA from Manihot esculenta (cassava), 1263 nucleotides. RefSeq names its product late embryogenesis abundant protein D-34. The transcript has 3 exons. Bases 328 to 1092 code for a protein of 254 amino acids. The record is from RefSeq and is a predicted model, not a curated record. NCBI's taxonomy places the organism in Eukaryota, Viridiplantae, Streptophyta, Magnoliopsida, Malpighiales, Euphorbiaceae.